Lindgomyces ingoldianus is the source of this 1625-nucleotide messenger RNA. RefSeq names its product MFS general substrate transporter. Gene Ontology annotation, molecular function: transmembrane transporter activity. The transcript is spliced from 3 exons. NCBI's taxonomy places the organism in Eukaryota, Fungi, Ascomycota, Dothideomycetes, Pleosporales, Lindgomycetaceae. Bases 1 to 1617 code for a protein of 538 amino acids. The record is from RefSeq and is a predicted model, not a curated record. Gene Ontology annotation, biological process: transmembrane transport.
AUGGCGAAGACGAUGGAGGGAAUCGACCUGGUGCCUGGCACCGAGGUUAUGACAGAGACUGGGAGGGCGAAGAAGGCGCUCAUUCCGCACCCUUCAACUGAUCCUCGAGAUCCCCUCAACUGGUCCACGAUGUGGAAGCUCAUGGCAAUGACUAGCCAAUGGCUUUUUACCUGGAUAUCCGUCACUGGCGCGCUCUCUAUUGCCCCAAUGUUCCCACUCCUUGGUCAGGAGUUUCGUCUCAACAAUUCCCAGCUCUCUCUUCUUACCGGAAUCACGGUCAUCACACUCGGCUUUGCCAACUUCUUCAUUGUUCCUCUGAGCAACAUCUUCGGGCGUCGAGCUGUCAGUCUCGUCUUCUCGGUCUUCAUCAUGUUGACCUGCAUCUGGGAGGCAUUGGCGACUUCACAUCGGAGUCUUCUCGCUGCACGAGCUCUCAAUGGCCUUGUGUGUGCGACCAGCGAGUCGAUCCCAGUUCAGAUGAUCGCUGAUGUCUUCUUCCUUCAUGAGCGCGGAUUGUGGACGGGGGUGUACUUCACUGGUUAUUUCCUUGGGGCCUUCCUCGGUCCCGUUAUGAGCGGAGCUAUCGGUACACAUCACGGUUGGCGGUCCUUUUUCUGGCUUGAAACCGGCCUUGCCGCAUUCGCUAUCUUCUUGAUUGCGCUCACUUUCCCCGAGACCAAGUAUCAUCGUGGCACCGUCGGCAAAAGUAUCUCUCCUUCCGCAUCACUCAGCGAAACUGGUGUCGUGACGACCGUUAAGGAAGGAGAAGCCGAGAAAACUGCCCAUUCCACCGUCCCGCCGGACUCGGAGAAUAGUUCCCUUGCCCCUCCACCAGUGGGUAAGGGUCGACCUUCAUUUCAGCAGUUCAUGCCGUUCCAGAAACCAGAUUCGCGCUGGAAGAUGUUCGUCAUCCGCGAUACAUGGACACCCGUCAAAGUCUUCUUCAACCCCAUCAUCUUCUGGGCUGGACUCAUGCUUGCAGGUCCCGCUGACCUGGUUCUCUUCUUCAACAUCACCGAGUCUGUCGUACUUGGAGCUCCACCAUAUCUCUUCAACCCCGAGCAAGUUGGUUACACCAAUUUUGCGUUUGUCGUCGGUGCUCUCAUCGGCCUUGCUACGGCUGGGCCAUACUCUGAUUGGGUCGCUGCCCGUGCUACGCGUAAAAACAACAACAUCCGCGAGGCCGAGAUGCGCUUGCCCGCUCUGUGGUUCUACAUGGGUAUCACAAUGCUUGCUCUCAUCCUUGGUGGCUGUGCAUACCAAUACCAAUGGCACUGGGGUCUCACCAUCGUCUUCGGAUAUGGUUUCGCCGGCUUAUCCGUAACCACAGUCCCAACCAUCGCUAUUGCAUAUGCCAUCGAUUGCUACAAGCCGAUUUCUGGAGAGAUCAUGGUUGUCGCGACUGUUUGCAAAAACUUCAUUGCUUUUAGCUAUUCCUACUGGGUUUUCGACCUUGCACAUCAGAGCAAGGAGGGUUGGAUUACACCGGCUAUGGUCAUCUUUGCUUGUACUGUUGGGCCGGCGCUCUUUGCAUUCCCGCUAUAUUAUGGUGUCGGGAAGAAUAUUAGGAGGUGGACAAAGAACUCGGAUUUGCAUCGUAUGGAAGAUUUGAUCUAAGCGUUUAC